ACACACAUGCACGCACAACCCGCCGUCCUCACAGAAACAACCCACGACUUGUUUCCAAACCUGACGGAGGGGAAGACGCGAAGACACAUAGACAGACGCACGCAGGUGGAGCCUCUCUCUCUCCUUUUUUUUGAUCAACAUUAUCUUUCUAAUCUGCCGUUAUCUUCUGGGACUCUACAGAGAAGAGAAAAGACAGCAACAUGACUACAAAUCGCGUUUUAACAGUCGGAUAAUCCGUUUUUUUUUUUGUUUUUUUUUUCUUUUCGUCUCGCGGCUCCAGAAUCACCUGGGAUGGAAAAAGUUUGCCUCCUCUGGAUUGUAAUAAAAACCUCCCAGGAAAGAAUGAAGUAACCCGCGAUGGAGCCGGACAGUGCCCCGCACUCCAACCUGAAAGCCACUGGAGUCGGGGGGAAAACUCUGAUUCUCUGGACCUUUCUCUGUUGCAGCUGCUCUCUACGGCUCUCGCAGGCUCAAGAUGUGGAUGUCCUGCAGCAGCUCGGACUUUCAGGCCGAAGGACAGGCAGCUCAUCGCCUUCAGGCGCUCGCCCCAUCCCCAAUGGCGUCAUCCCCUUCAAGUCGGGCGUCAUCCUCACUCCGAGGGCCCGCGUUCAGGCGCCUCUGCGCACGGUGGUCCCCGCGUCCCACAACGCCUCCAGCCUCUCUCUGAUCCUCAGCUUGUCUGUCCACCGCUUCAACAGCGCGUUUCUUUUCUCCGUUCUCUCGAGGAAGAGGAAACUGCAGCUGGGAGCGCAGUUGGCGCCGGGGAGGGUCGUCGUGCACGUCGGGCAGAAGAGCUCCGUCACCUUUGACUAUGACACGUACGACGGCCAGUGGCAUCAUUUUGCUCUGGACAUUCGAGGCCGUCACGCAUUCUUGCACACAUCUUGUGGUAAGAAGAGCCUGCAUGCAGAUCUGGAGCCCAGGAAAGAGGAGGCCCUGGACCCAGAGGGCUUCUUCCUGCUUGGCAAGUCCAGCAGCAACUCCGUGCCGUUUGAAGGAGCCAUCUGCCAGUUCGACAUUUAUCCCUCUGCCGAGGCAGCUCAUAACUAUUGUGACUACAUCAAGAAACAUUGCAGAGAGGCCGACACGUAUCGGCCCGUGUUUGCACCCCUGCUACCUCUCUUUUCAGACCCAAACAUUACUGUCACUCACAAAACUCCAGCGUCAUCGACUGUGAUGUCCAAAAAGGCCAAAACAUCCACGUUUGGCGUGACUGGGGAAAAAAACGGCAGGACUAAAGUUCUUCUUCCAGCGGACCGCUCGCUGAUGCUGAACAAAACCUCUGCGCAUCGGACGGCGAGUGGUCCAAAGCCGGGGGCCGUGUCUGUUCCUCCACUGAUUCAUUCAUUGGAAAGUCCCGCCGGCUUCCCGGUUCAAACCGUUACCGCGUCUCUUCGGAUCAGCGUGACCCCACUGAACCCCAACAUACAUGCCAGAAAGAACAUAAAGCGCGGAGUGACAAGUUCUCCAAAACCUUACGGGAAAAGUGGACCUGUUCCCAGCAGAGCUGCUCCCACGCGGGGGUCUGCUGCUUCUGACGCCCCCGCUUCCCAUCACAAGCAGCUGACCACAGUAGCUCCACACAAGCCCGGGCCAGACGGGACCGGUGUGCGGCGCUUCAACCCCACCUCGCUCAUUCCAGUCACUCCAGCUGCAACAGAUGGCUUCCAAACGUUCGACCUGGCGCCGACCCAGUUCUCGCUGCUCGCUGGACCACCUGGACUAAAGGGAGAACCGGGACCGCCGGGCCCUCCAGGAUUUCCAGGGUUGCCGGGGAAACCAGGCAAGAGGGGCCCACGGGGUCCUCCUGGCCCUCAUGGGAAUCCUGGUCAUGCUGGACCGCCUGGGGUGAAGGGUCACACAGGAGAUCCUGGACUGUCCCCCGGUAAAGCUCCAAAAGGACAAAAAGGAGAGCCUGGUGUCAUGGGCCCCCCUGGACCACCUGGCCAAGAUGGACAAAAGGGACAGAGAGGCCACCCCGGUCCUGCUGGGCUCCCAGGGGAACCUGGUGAACGGGGAGAUGAUGGAAGUCCGGGGGCCAAAGGCUAUCCUGGCAGGCAGGGUCUCCCGGGGCCUGUAGGCAGAACGGGACCAAAAGGAGUUAGGGGUCACAUCGGCAUUCCCGGGGUUUUUGGGUUUCCUGGUCCCGAUGGCGAGAGAGGAAUUCCUGGCGUUCGUGGGAAGAAGGGCAAGAUGGGUAGGCCGGGGUUUCCUGGUGACUUUGGGGAGCGGGGACCUCCUGGCCCUGACGGGAACCCAGGCGAGCUGGGAGCUCCUGGCCCGUGCGGAGUUAACGGUCUCAUUGGGGAUAUGGGCCCCGCCGGCAUCAUGGGCUUACCGGGACCUCCAGGACUCAAGGGGGUGUCUGGAAACCCAGGGGACGCAGGCCUGAAAGGUGAUAAGGGUGACGUUGGGUUGCCAGGGGAGCAGGGCGAGGCUGGUUUCCAAGGCGAUAAGGGCGUCCGCGGCUCACCCGGGUUGCCAGGUCCUCGUGGACAACCGGGGCCGCAGGGCAAACACGGGGAAAAGGGCCCUGGCGGCAUCCCGGGUCCCGCUGGCCCAGAGGGCUUCCCAGGGGACAUCGGCCCGCCGGGACACAACGGCCCCGAGGGACCUAAGGGAAAGCAAGGGCUGAGGGGGUUGCCAGGUCCUGCCGGGAUGACUGGACUCAAGGGCGACGAGGGACCGACGGGCCCACCUGGACCUGCCGGAGCCGAGGGCAGGCCUGGGAGGCAGGGAUUCCCUGGGUUGACGGGCUCAGACGGACCCAAGGGCGAGACGGGCAUAACCGGCGAAGUCGGGCGGCUUGGUGAGAGGGGGCUGCCUGGUUUCAUCGGGCCAUUUGGAGAGGCGGGCAUCGCCGGAGAAAAGGGGGAUCGAGGGAGAACUGGAGCCCCGGGGCCGCCCGGUGAACCAGGGUCGAUGGGUCACGCUGGAAUACCUGGUGUAAGAGGAUCACCGGGACCUGAAGGAAUCCCAGGGCCUCCUGGUUCACGGGGAUCUCCAGGCAUCAGAGGACCCAAAGGCAGGAGGGGUCCACGGGGUCCUGACGGCGCAGUGGGGGAGGACGGGCCUGCGGGGCUGAAGGGUUCUGACGGUCCGGUGGGACGACUGGGCCUCCCCGGGGAGAUGGGGAAACUCGGGGAGCCGGGGGAAGCGGGGCCGCCGGGUUUUUCAGGUGUUCAGGGGCCCUCGGGACCUCCAGGAGCCAAAGGAAUUACAGGAGAGCCAGGGCCGCCGGGGCCACUGGGACGGAUGGGGCCUCUGGGGGACAUGGGGUUGACGGGGCUUCCAGGGAAAACUGGAGAACGAGGACCACCUGGGGAAGCUGGUGAGAAGGGGGCCCCUGGUCUAGACGGAAGCUUCGGGGAGCAGGGUUUGAUCGGCCAGACUGGUGAGCCAGGCAUUGAUGGAGAGGCCGGGACGGGUGGACCUGAUGGAGCCAAGGGGGAGAAGGGCGACGCCGGUCCGGAGGGCGCUAACGGAGACAGAGGUGAAAUGGGCCUGAAAGGAAAAGAAGGAGCAGCCGGGCCUCCCGGACUCAUGGGGGUGAGGGGUCCAGAGGGCAAACCUGGAGGAAUCGGUGAACGAGGAAAAGCGGGACAAAAGGGGGGCAAGGGUCCACUGGGCCACUCGGGCGAGACCGGCCUGGCGGGUGCGCAGGGAGAGCCGGGGUUUCCUGGACAGAAAGGAGCGAGAGGAACCGUCGGGCCAGUGGGUGCUCCAGGGAAGAUGGGCCCGCAAGGCGAUCCAGGCAUACCAGGCUACAAGGGUCACGUGGGGCCUCAGGGCCCACUCGGACCUCCUGGACCAAAAGGUGAAAAGGGAGAACAGGGAGAUGACUGCAAGGCUGAGGGCCCUGCAGGUCCCCGAGGUGACAGAGGUCCUGUUGGAGCCAGGGGAGAGAGAGGCAGGCCGGGUGACCCUGGAUACAUUGGUCUGAUGGGCGUGGACGGACCUCGAGGUAGAGCUGGUGCCCCAGGGCUUCCUGGACACGUUGGACCAAAGGGACGACCGGGACCGAAGGGAUCCAAGGGUGAUCAAGGCCUGAAAGGAAAAUCAGGGGCAGCGGGAGCAUCUGGGGCCAAAGGACCACCAGGUCCAGAGGGCCCGACUGGGCCGCGGGGGGUCCUGGGCAGAGAGGGACUUGAGGGUCAACCUGGAAUUGAUGGCAUAUUUGGAAAAGAUGGAACUAGAGGAGCCAAGGGUGAGCAAGGACAAGAUGGAGAAGUGGGUUUACCUGGAAAAUCUGGCCACCCGGGGGAAAAGGGUGUGAUGGGACUUCCAGGAAGCCAAGGCUCUGUUGGUCCAAAGGGCGAGAGAGGUCUGCCAGGCCAGAUUGGUCCGGCGGGGAAGAGAGGAUCUGUUGGUGGAACUGGAUUUCCAGGAAAACAAGGAGACCUGGGAACUAAAGGGCAACCGGGGGAUAGCGGCGAACAAGGGUUUCCGGGAGUGUUCGGCCUGUUUGGACCGAAGGGGCCCCCAGGAGACUUCGGCCCUGCAGGAAUACAGGGACCAAAGGGACCACGAGGUUUGAUGGGUGUGGAGGGCGCUUUGGGCCCCGUCGGCAUCAUCGGGCCCAGCGGUCAUCCGGGACCACAGGGGGACAAAGGCAGCCGGGGGGACACGGGGCUGCAAGGACCAAGAGGAUCUCCUGGCCCUCAAGGACCCCCUGGACCACCAGGUCGUACCAGUUCCGCCUCGUCACCGAGAACGGAGGCUCCUGGAGCCGCCUUUGACCUCCUCAUCGAUUCCCAUGAUGCACUAAGGCAGGAGAAUUCAGACCUGCCCAUGUUGGACCAGGGCGCCGAGAUCCUGAAGACCCUGCAGCAUCUGAGCACGCUGAUCCAAAGUCUGAGGAACCCCCUGGGGACCCGGGACAACCCGGCCCGGAUCUGCAGGGACCUCUCCAGCUGUGAGCAGCGGAUGCACGACGGCCUUUACUGGGUCGACCCGAACCUCGGCUGCAGCGCCGACAGCAUCGAAGUGGUGUGCAACUUCUCUACCGGAGGACAGACCUGCUUAAAACCCAUCACCGUCUCAAAGUUGGAGGUGGGAGUGGGCCGAAUCCAGAUGAACUUCAUCCACCUCCUGAGCACCGAGGCCGUGCAGCACAUCGUGGUCCACUGCCUCAACGCUCCCGUGUGGGCGGCGGGACCUUCUCUGCAGCCGUCGCCCAGGGCCGUGGGCUUCAGGACCUGGUCCGGGGAGACCAUCCAGGCGGGGGACUUCCUGGAGCCGCUCGUACCCACCGACGACUGCUGGAUCCAGGACGGCCGCUGGCACCAGACCCACUUCGUCUUCGAGAGCCAGGACCCAAACCUACUGCCGGUGGUGGACGUGUACAACCUACCGCCCGCGGAGCCCGGCGCACGCUUCCACCUGGAGGUCGGACCCGUCUGCUUCCUGUAGGGCCCGGCGCUGGAGGCCCGGCGGCGCUCCGCCAGGACG
Cololabis saira (Pacific saury) is the source of this 5451-nucleotide messenger RNA. It is a transcript of the gene col27a1b, whose product is annotated as collagen, type XXVII, alpha 1b. Gene Ontology annotation, molecular function: extracellular matrix structural constituent. The record is from RefSeq and is a predicted model, not a curated record. NCBI's taxonomy places the organism in Eukaryota, Metazoa, Chordata, Actinopteri, Beloniformes, Belonidae. The coding region runs from base 358 to 5412 and encodes 1684 amino acids. The transcript has 61 exons.